This is a messenger RNA of Aspergillus thermomutatus, 1395 nucleotides long. RefSeq lists its product as uncharacterized. Gene Ontology annotation, cellular component: chromosome; cytoplasm. Gene Ontology annotation, biological process: double-strand break repair via homologous recombination. The record is from RefSeq and is a predicted model, not a curated record. Lineage: Eukaryota; Fungi; Ascomycota; Eurotiomycetes; Eurotiales; Aspergillaceae. The transcript has 3 exons. The annotation marks the transcript as partial. Gene Ontology annotation, molecular function: ATP binding; nucleic acid binding; four-way junction helicase activity.
CCAGAGCCAGGCCGGGUGGAACUUUUUACAGGACGCACGGACCCAGUGGCCGGUGGAUGGGACCCACUGGAUGAUCGACCGGCUGCGGGCCGAGCCGGCCAUGCAGCGGCAUUUCAUGCGAGGGGGCCGAUUCCACCCCGCGGCCAUCCAGCAGUAUUGGCAGCGCGUGGCCCAGUUCAAGGAGAAGUUAGCCAUCAUAGUGCAUGUCACCGCGGGGCAGCCGGCGCGGGCCCCAGAGUUAUUAAGGACUGCCAUCCACAUUGCAGCAUAUCGGGACAUCGCCAUUGGCAUCAGCUGCUGGUUUUUACAUCUGUCCACUGCAUUUCCAAAUAAUGUGCAAGAGGCCAACCACAUACCAGCAGCCAUGGAUGCAGAUGCUGAGGAGUUUAUGGAUGAUGAGCAGUGGAUUGGCCACAUUGCUGACUUGCAGGCCGCCCAUUCAUCACAUGUCGCAGGGAUGGUGUAUGGUCGAAGUAUCCAUGAACAAGCUGGCAGCACCAACCACCGGCGCGAGAUGUUCCGGUUAUCCAGCACCAACUGGCAUCAGUUUUUGGGGUUUGCAUCCGCAGCCACUGCACCAUCAAUAUUAGGCAAGCGCAAACAAGCGCCAUGGGAGGAUGAAGCUGAGGUCAGUCGCAUUGAGCGCCGCCACCAGCUGGCCACCAUGGAUAUGGAAGCAGCCGCGCAGCGAAUGACCGGGCAGCCCACCAUGCGGUUCCGGGGGGUGCAGGACCCGGCCAUUCAGGCCAUCCAGCGAGGGGAGAGCCCCAUGGUGGCGGUGAUGCCCACAGGCGGUGGCAAGAGCAUGUUGUUCAUGGUGCCAGCAUUCGCCGCCCCCGGAGGCACCACCAUCGUCGUGGUCCCACUGGUUGCAUUACAGGCCGAUAUGCAGCGCCGGUGCCAGCAGCUGGGGAUUUCAUGUGUUGCAUGGGAGAGCCGGCGGCCCCCGGAUGCCGCGUUGAUCGUGUUGGUGACGCCCGAAUCCGCGGUCAGCCCCGAUUUCCAGACGUUUUUGAACCGGUUGCGGUGGAUGCGGCGGUUGGACCGCAUCGUGAUCAAUGAAUGCCAUGUGUUAGGGAAAUUAGUGCAGGCACGUACCCAGACGGUAUGGUUGACCGCCACAUUGCCCCCGAGCAUGGAGGAUGAGUUAUGCCGGCGGAUGAAGCAUGAUCGGACCGCCGUGACUAUUUACCGGGCCCAGACGAGCCGUCCGAACGUGGCAUACCGGGUAUGGCGCCCCGUGUUAAUGGGGGUCGGCCGGGGUCCAUACCAGUGGAUUGAGAGUGAGGCCGUGGUGGCAUUCAUUCAGGACCGUAUUCAACGGGCGGCCGGUGGCAAGGUGAUCAUAUAUGCGAAUAUCAUUGGGCAGGUGACAGCCAUGACGCGGGUAUUAGG